AUGCCACCAGUACCAACUGCAACUCGAGAAAAUUUACCGGAAGUUUUGUAUCUGCUGUAUGAACAGAAGUUUCAUGAUAAUACUAUUGAGAUGUUACCAAUGGAGAAACGUCACAUUUAUGAGCAAUUCUACACGCCGUCACUCUACAAAGCUGAAUUCGAGGCAAAACCGAUGGUGUUGUUUCUGGGACAGUAUUCUGUGGGCAAGACGACAAUGAUAAAGUAUCUGUUGGGUAAUAACGAGUAUCCGGGCUCGAUGAUCGGUCCAGAACCAACAACGGACUGCUUUACGGUUAUAUUCUACUCACAGAAUCCAUCCAAUGUUAUGGGCACUUCGCUGGCUGCUGACAGCACGUUACCUUUUCAAUCGUUGAACAUGUUCGGAUCGGCGUUUUUAACGCGUAUGCGAGGUGCGACUCUGCCGGCAGCCGUGCUCGAAUACAUGACUUUUAUGGACACACCGGGCAUACUGUCGGGACAGAAGCAGAGAACAUCGCGGGGUUAUGACUUCGCUUCGGUGGUGAAUUACAUCGCUGGUAAGGUGGAUAUGAUCAUCUUAUUGUUUGAUACGUCUAAGUUGGACAUCAGUGACGAGUAUAAGCAGGUGAUACAGUGCUUAAAGGGCAAUGAGGAGAAGAUCAAGAUUGUUUUGAAUAAAGCUGAUCAAGUUGGUGCUGCAGAACUGAUCAGAGUUCGAGGCGCACUGAUGUGGAGCUUGAGCCGUAUUCUUGAGUCACCUGAGGUACCAAAGGUAUUUAUUGGGUCAUUCUGGGACGGAGACGGUCAGAAGAAGAAGAGGAGUGAAGUGGCAGAGCUGUUUGCACAAGAAUAUGAUGAGUUCUUUGACGAGUUGAAGUUGUUACCACAACAGUGCGGGGUCAGGAAACUGAACGAUGUGAUCAAGAGGGCGAAACGCCUCAAAAUUCAUGCACUCAUAAUGGAGCAGCUCGUGAAGAAGAUGUGGAUACGCUCUGAUAAGGAGAUCAAACGAGUGGUGACAAGUGAUAAUCUCGAGAAGAUUUACGCUGAUUUCAAAUACAGAUUACGAUUAGCGGAUAGCGAUUUACCUGACAUCCCUCCGUUCAUUGAAAAAGCGAAAUUAUCAUAUGCAAAGGCUUGGAAUAAAGUUGAUGAAGAGAUGAUGCAACGUCUUGAUCAAUUCAUUAAUGAUGACAUACCUAAAAUGGUGAGUGCAGUUCAGAGUAAAGACAAAAGGGUUGAUAUACCUGCGCCAUUAGCAGAGACAUUCAAACGAAUACUCGAUCAAGAUUUGAAUGUACAUAAAUAA
This is a messenger RNA of Anisakis simplex (herring worm), 1287 nucleotides long. The record is from the annotation of a GenBank genome assembly. NCBI's taxonomy places the organism in Eukaryota, Metazoa, Nematoda, Chromadorea, Rhabditida, Anisakidae.